Molecule: messenger RNA, 3975 nt
Organism: Tachysurus vachellii
Lineage: Eukaryota; Metazoa; Chordata; Actinopteri; Siluriformes; Bagridae
Gene: rapgef4a
Product: Rap guanine nucleotide exchange factor 4a
Exons: 30
Coding region: 26-3070 (1014 amino acids)
Biological process (GO): Ras protein signal transduction; positive regulation of GTPase activity
Cellular component (GO): plasma membrane
Molecular function (GO): guanyl-nucleotide exchange factor activity
Source: RefSeq, a predicted model, not a curated record
UCUCUCUCUCCCUCUCUCUCUCUCCAUGAUCUCUCCAAAGAUGGUAGCAGCUCACACCUCUGCUCAUUCCUCAGCAUCUUCAGAAUGGGUAGCCUGUCUCGACAAGCGACCAGAGGAGCGUUCUGGGGAAGAUGUGGACAUUAUUAUGGCACGUCUGAAGCGCGUGAAAGCUUUUGAGAAGUUCCACCCAACCAUGUUACAGCAGAUCUGUCUAUGUGGCUACUAUGAGUGUUUGGAAAAAGGCAUCACAUUGUACCGACAGGGUGAUAUCGGCACUAGUUGGUACGCUGUCCUCUCCGGGUCGCUCGAUGUUAAAGUCUCCGAAACUGCCAACCAUCAGGAUGCAGUUACCAUUUGCACACUGGGCAUCGGCACAGCAUUCGGGGAGUCCGUUUUGGACAAUACACCGCGUCACGCCACGAUUGUAACUCGAGAGUUCAGUGAGCUGCUGCGCAUCGAGCAGAGGGAGUUCAGAAGCCUGUGGGAGAAGUAUCGUCAGUGCAUGGCUGGUCUCCUCGCCCCUCCCUACGGUGCUAUGGAGAGUGGGACCAGUGCUGACAGAAUGCCUGACAAAGAGAAUCUGGGUAACUCCCUAGGAUCAGUGUCCAGACACCUGAAUAAGGUUCCAUCUGAGAAGAUCCUGCGUGCGGGUAAAGUGCUGAGGAACGCCAUCCUCACCCAAGCACCUCACAUGAUCCGAGACAGGAAAUACCACCUUAAGACUUAUAAGCGGUGUUGCGUAGGCACAGAGCUGGUUGACUGGCAGAUGCAGCAGAGUUCCUGUGUGCACACGCGGGUUCAGGCUGUUGGGAUGUGGCAGGUGUUGCUGGAGGAGGGAGUACUCAACCAUGUUGAUCAGGAGCUGAAUUUCCAGGAUAAGUACCUUUUCUAUCGCUUCCUGGAUGAUGAGCAGGAUGAUGCGCCACUCCCAAGUGAAGAGGAAAAGAAAGAGAGUGAGGAGGAACUACAGGACACACUUCUUUUCCUGUCUCAGAUGGGCCCGGACGCCCACAUGCGCAUGAUCCUUCGAAAACAGCCUGGCCAGAGGACAGUAGAUGAUUUAGAGAUUAUUUAUGAGGAACUGCUACAUAUAAAAGCCUUAUCUCACCUUUCUACAACAGUUAAAAGGGAGUUAGCAGGCGUCCUCAUUUUUGAGUCCCAUGCGAAAGCAGGAACAGUGUUGUUUAAUCAGGGAGAGGAGGGAACCUCAUGGUACAUCAUCCUAAAGGGUUCAGUUAAUGUGGUCAUUUAUGGCAAGGGUGUGGUUUGCACACUGCAUGAGGGGGAUGAUUUUGGGAAGCUCGCUCUGGUAAAUGAUGCACCGCGUGCAGCCUCUAUUGUCCUGCGAGAGGACAACUGCCACUUCCUGAGGGUGGACAAAGAGGAUUUUAACAGGAUCCUCAGGGACGUAGAGGCAAAUACAGUGCGUUUGAAGGAGCAUGAAGCAGAUGUUUUAGUUCUGGAAAAGAGCAACAUCAGAAGCUCCAGCCAUGCAGGCUCCUCACCACUUAAAUACACUGUGAUGUCUGGAACUCCAGAGAAGAUUCUUGAACAUUUCCUAGAGACCAUGAAACUAGAUUCCAAGUUUUCAGAGUCAGGUACAUUCAUCACAAAUCCAGCGUUGGAUGACUUUGUGCUUAUGCACUGUGUAUUUAUUCCCAAUAAGCAACUCUGUCCACUCCUCAUGGCCCACUACCAGUCGCAGGCGUCUCAGGGCAGUGAUCAGGAGAGGCUCGACUACGCUCUGAAUAACAAGCGCAGAGUCAUUCGUCUGGUGCUGCAGUGGGCUGCCAUUAACACCCCCCACCUGCAGGAGGAGGAGAGCUCUCUGGCCUUCCUCCAGGAUUUUUACAUGGCAGUUUCUGAAGAUGCCAAACUUAUUCCUGCACUCAAAGAUCAGCUCCCAGAACUGGAAACUAUCCUCAAAAAGAAUUCAGAUGAUACGAAUCCCUCUCAGAAAAAGCACAAAGUGCUCCUUCGACAAUUUAGCAUGGGAGAUGAGAAACUGCAAAAAAGGCAGUCAAUCAAAAGCACAGACGAGAUUCUGUUUAAGGUGUACUGUAGUGACCACACUUACACCACCAUCCGAGUGCCAGUGUCUGCCUCUGUCAGAGAAGUUGUGUCCGCAGUAUCAGAUAAACUGGGCUCACAAGAUGAUCUUCUCCUGAUUCACCUUAGCUCAGCUGGUGAAAAAGUGGUUUUGAAGCCCAAUGAAGUGUCCAUCUUCUCCUCUCUCAGUGUAAAUGGUCGUUUGUUUGUCUGCUCCAGGGAACAGAUUAACUCUUUGACUCCACUACCAGAGCAAGAGGGACCAUCUGCUGGCUCCAUGACCACUCUUGAACUAAUGAGCUCCAAAGAGGUGGCCUACCAGAUGACCCUUUAUGAAUGGGAACUCUUCAACUGUGUGCAUGAGCACGAGUUGAUUUUCCAUACAUUUGGUCGGCAGCACUUUAAAAAGGCGACGGCAAAUCUAGAUCUCUUUCUACGCCGGUUCAAUGAGAUCCAGCUGUGGGUGGUGACGGAGGUGUGCCUCUGCUCCACCCUCAGUAAACGUGUCCAGCUGCUCAAGAAAUUCAUCAAGAUUGCUGCCCAUUGUAAAGAAUUUAAGAAUUUGAACUCGUUCUUUGCUAUUAUUAUGGGAUUAAGUAAUCCAGCAGUCAGCCGACUCAUUCAGACAUGGGAGAAACUUCCCAGCAAGUUCAAGAAGGUUUAUGCAGAGUAUGAAAACUUGAUGGACCCCUCUAGGAACCACAGAGCAUACCGGCUCACUGUGGCAAAACUGGACCCUCCCAUCAUCCCUUUCAUGCCUUUACUCAUCAAAGAUAUGAUUUUUACUCAUGAGGGCAACAAGACAAUUGUUGACAGUUUGGUGAACUUUGAGAAAAUGCGAAUGAUUGCCAACACAGUCCGGAUAAUAAGAUACUGCAGAAGUCAGCCCUUCAACUACGAAGCUCCUCAAGCUACCAAGAACCACCAGGACGUUCGGCUCUAUGUGCGACAAAUCAGUGUGAUUGACAACCAACGUACUCUGUCCCAACUUUCUCACAAGCUGGAGCCCCGGCGCCCCUGAGCGCUGCUCGUCAAGAAACAACCCAUGCUGCUUCACUUCUUCCAGUGAAUAAUCUAGCUGUAUACAGUCACUGGCCACUUUAAUAGGAACAGUUGUACAUCUGCUCAUUCUCAAUUAUUCAAUCAGCUUGUGAGCUGGCAGAAGUGCAGUGCAUAACAUUAGCAUUGCACUGCUGCCACCUGACUGAUUGAUUAGAGUUUAUGACUGAACAGGUGUACAGCUAUUUCUAUCAAAGUUGUCAGUGAGUGUAUAUAUGACAAGCCUACAGAGCUCUUCCUCUCAUGAUCAGCAGAAACCGCAAGCAUACCCACAGCGAAAAUAUAUGUGCCAUUUGUAGGAUGCUGUUUUCAUUUUCAUGCAUAAGGAAUUAUCCAAGACAAUCUUUUGCAGUUUUUUGUACCUUUAUGUACAUAGUAUAUUUUUCUGACAUGCUGAGGUGUUGUCCUAUAGUUGUUUUCAGAUCCAUCGAAAUGUUAGAAGACUGGACUUUCUGCUGAAGUCUGAAUGGUUUAAGGAGGAAUCUGAAGGAUCUAUCUGUUUAUUACUUGUACUGUUUUGUUUGGUGGAGUGUCAGUGAGCUUGCUGAAUUACAGAUGAUCUCGUGAAGAACGUUGCACAUGGUGUGUUCUAUUAUUUUUGCACACAAGUUAAUUUGAAUGAAUGGGGUUUGUUGAUGUUGUGCAUCUGAUGUAAUAUUAAGUGUUACUUCAUUUGCACCUCAGCAUGAAAUUAGUUCAGCAUUAAAUUAAGGGACCCCAAGCACAAGUCUGUGGGUAAGCUUUGUUCAGACUUUUAACUGUUAUAUGUGGACUGCACUGUGUAAAUAAUCAGAGUGUUUACCGAGGGAUGUAUGCAUUUUGUAAAUAUUUGAAGUCUAUUAAAGAAGGCCUGUUUGCCAAUCUGAA